UGCUGUUCCAUGGUUUCGUCACUUUUGUACAGAAGCGCAUACGGUUCGCACCGAGACUGAGAGAAUAGUUGAUUGUCGACCGAGAACGAUCGAGUGCACGAUUCUUCUGACCAUUUAUGUAGCGUGACGAGUUAGAAUCGUUCAGUGAUCAAUCAACGAUCGUCCAAAUCGAGCCAUUCGCUGGUAACGUUUUCACGUAUUCAAAUCGUCGAAUUUCGCGAAGAAGAAUCCUUAAUCGACUCGAGAACUGUCCACGAUCGACUAUUGGACACCAUAGUAUCGUUAAAGUUAUCACACAGUGUGACUGAAGGAACCGUUACAUAGUGUAUUGAACUUGGACUUUAAGGAGGUAUUUUUACGAAAGCUUGUUACGUGGAUGUUGAUUCGCUUCUACAGCUGUUCGAACUUUUUUUCGUGAAUUCUCUGUCAAAGAACUGAAAUUAUUAUCGUGCAAUUUUCGUAAUACUCCGAGUGAAUUAUAUAUAAUACGAAAUCUCUCGUGCCGGUGCAUUUUGUUAUGGACUUUCUUCGCUAACACAAAAAAAAUUGUGCCUAUUGUUACGCCAUGAAGGAAAUUACAAUGAUAUGGACCAAAAUCACCGGUCGACGCUACUCGAACGUCACCGCGAAUCAAAAUCAGAGCGACUCCAGCGAAUCCGAGGAGAUGGCGAUGAGUCGGAGGGCAAGCGAUUUAAGAAGAAAGUCUUCGAUUGUCAUGAAUCAUUUCAUUAAUACGGCUCUCUCGGUGCAUACGCAUAAAAGGCCAAGUCGAUGGAGAAAUAUUCUCGUACCGAUGAUUUUGGGAUUCUUUGGCAUUACCAUUGGCUGUGUUCUUAUGGCGAUCGAUCCAUACGAUUUAGUUUUCCGCGCGAAGGUGAUGUUCAGCCCCGGUGGCGAAAUAUUCGAAAUAUGGCGAAGGCCGAAUAUCGAACUCUACCUGAAAGUCUAUCUCUUUAACGUGACAAACCACGAGGAAUAUUUAUCUGGCCAGGAAAGCAAGCUACGAUUCCAGGAAAUUGGACCCUACGUUUACCGGGAAUCGUUAGAGCACAAAGAUGUUCAGUUCAAUGACAAUGGUACGGUGCUGGCGUAUCUACAUCACCCGUUGCAAUAUAUACCACAUAUGAGCAAUGGAACAGAAGAAGAUAUAAUGAUAUUGCCGAACAUCGCCUUAUUGAGUAUCACAAACGUAAUGAGGAAUUCUGCCUAUCUAACCAGAUUAGCAUUAAAUCUACUAAUCGUCAACACGAAUUCGUACCCUCUUGUACGAAUGACUGCUAAAGAAUUUAUGUUUGGCUACAGAUCCACCCUUGUUACACUUGGCAAUAAGAUGAUGCCAUCGUGGAUCAAAUUUGAUAAACUAGGUCUCAUUGACAGAAUGUACGAUUUUGAGGGUGAUUACAUAAACGUUUAUACCGGCGAGAAGGAUAUACGACGGACAGGUUUGAUUGAGAAGUAUAAUGGUGAUGUAAAUUUGCCACAAUGGACAGGAAAAUGUGCAAAUGUGAAGGGGGCUAGCGAUGGAGCAAAGUAUGCAAAUUACAUCGAGCCGAACGAUACCGUAUUAUUCUUUAGAAAAAGCCUCUGUCGCAGUGCCACCAUGACACGAAUUGGAGAAAAAACAAUAAAGAGUUUGCAUACAUAUAAAUAUACAUUUGUCGAGAAUAUAAUGGAUAAUGGUGCUUACAUUCCGGAGAACAAAUGUUUCUGCCGCCAUGGAUAUUGUUUAAAACCUGGCUUAAUUGAUGUCACCGACUGUUAUUACGGAUUUCCAAUUGCUCUCUCGUAUCCACACUUCUACAAGGCCGAUCCAAGCAUCCUAGAAUCUAUCGAAGGGUUAACUCCAAACCGUGAUGCUCACGAAUCUUUCGUAUAUAUUCAACCACAGUCAGGUCUUCCGGUAGAGUUUGCUUUCCGUUUUCAAAUCAACAUGGCUUUGCAAAAUAUUGGACAUAUGGCCAGAGUGGAAAAAUUCGAAAACUUCGUCUUACCAUUACUGUGGUUCGAAAUCGGAAUGUCCAAAUUGCCAACAUCGAUGCUUGUUCGUUUCUGGUUCUACUUAAAUUUCUUACCGGUUUUUCAAAGUAUAAUGAUUUAUUCUUCGUUGCUCAUUGGCCCUAUACUCAUAGCUCUCGGUGUUCGCAAAAUCUUCGUAUAUCCGAAGGAAUCAAUGUUGACUACCCAAUGGCUCGGCUCUCAAAUGAAAAACAAAAAAUUACAAUUUUUUAACAGUAGACGAAUGUCGUGUAAGAUCGACGAAAUGGACACUUAUUACAGUUCGUUAAUUGAAUCGAAAGAAGAAAACAAAGAAUCCGAACCAACAGCGGACUUACCAACUUUGAAAGAAGAUAUCGUGUGACCAUCAGCAUCCGGGAAAACUAUAGAAAGAGGCUAUUUCCCGCGCAAAAUUGAUGUUCGAAACCAAUGGGACGCAUACAGAUUGUUUUCAAUCUCGAGAUACUGCGGUCGAUCCAAACGAAAUAUCGAAUUCCACAUCGAUAUGUAAGAAAAUAUAUUUAUCUUCGAUAUUUUUUAAACUGGUUAUAGUAUCGUAAAAUUGAAAUUUUAUUUAUCUAUUAAUGCACUGUGAUCUUAGAAUGAAAAUAUAGUUGCAUAGUGUAUAAAAUAUAAAAUAAUUGAUAACCUUUUUCAAAUGAAAUCGCAAUGUGGUAAAUAGUGACAUCUUGUUAAACGAUUGUAAUUUUACUGAUUAAACGACACAAUACAAACGGUGCUAAUUCAGAAAUUAUUAGUUUCUACUUUUACGUAUAAUUAACAUCUUUUGUUAUUGGAAAAUUUUUUAUGGGUGCAGAAAUUUUUAUUAUUAAUAUUUUGGUGAUGGUAUUUUAUAUUUAUAAUAAAUUUCUCAAAGACCGGUGCACUUAUAGAUAAAGAAGCGCAAGAGGAUACAAUAAUUUGCACAAGGGGUUUUCUAAUUUUAUAUAAAUAAUUAAGUGCAUUAAGACUGAUAUUAUAGACUGGUAUAGUGAUUAAGUGAUUUAUAAUACAUAUAAAUAUUAAAACAAAAACAUGACGUAGUUGGUACUUCAUUAACAUAACCAAUCAUGUUAUCAUAUGUAAUAUAAUAUACAAAAAAUAUCAAGUUUGAAUAGCAUCGUUUGUAAUUAAAACUGAAAUGGAUUUAGGAAACGGUAAAGGGGAUUGUGGAUUAUUUGAUUUUGUAUAUCUAAAACAUAUUUAUUGAUAUCAUAGUAAUAGAAUUUUAUUAUUAAUUACAUAUACUAGGUAAAUAUAUACUGCUCUUUUGUUAAGAGCUGUUAAAAGUAUUAUAUUAUGUUAAUCUUAAAAAGUGUUAAAAUAUACAUAUUAUCAUCAUA
Bombus terrestris (buff-tailed bumblebee) is the source of this 3338-nucleotide messenger RNA. Its product is annotated as scavenger receptor class B member 1. Gene Ontology annotation, cellular component: cytoplasm; membrane. NCBI's taxonomy places the organism in Eukaryota, Metazoa, Arthropoda, Insecta, Hymenoptera, Apidae. The coding region runs from base 566 to 2359 and encodes 597 amino acids. Gene Ontology annotation, molecular function: scavenger receptor activity. The record is from RefSeq and is a predicted model, not a curated record. The transcript has 8 exons.